UCUCGCGAGAGAUUUGAUAUCGCUGGCGUUCUGUACCUCAUCGUACAUGGCGGACCACAGCGCUGGAGAUGAGGAGAUAGCUGUGGAACGGCAGCUGGAGCUGCAUUUGGAAGAGCAAAGGGAAUCUUUGUUUACAGUCAAAGAGGCUCUUGCUUCUGACCCCGCCAAUCCAGAGCUUAUCGCGGUUCUUGAAGAACUUCAGAUGGCAAUCAAGGAUGCUGAAGACGGACUACUUCACCUAAAACGUUCUAGGUUGCUAAAGGAAGCUGAUACAAUCUUUGGCCAAGAAUUCAAAUCCUUAGAGGAGGAUGUAAAGGUGGAACCACUGGAUUCGAAACAUAGUUUGCUGGAAACUUAUGAAUCAGAAACUUAUUCUACUGGAUCAAGGUGUAGAUUCCGACAUAGUGAUGGACGUUGGUAUAAUGGCCGUAUAGUGGGACUUGAUGGUGUUAAUGCUGCCAGGAUUUCAUUUCUCACUCCUACUUCUGAAAACAUGUUGAUGUGCAAGUUCUUUCUACAGCAACGAUGUCGUUUUGGUAGUAACUGCCGCAUGUCUCAUGGAUCUAGCAUUCCAUUUUCAUCGCUGAAGCCUUAUAUCCCCACUGCAUGGUGCGAGUCAUUGGUUGGUUCUAACAUAUGGGCUAUCUCUGAAGGCCAUUCUGGCAUUUGGAGGAGAUCUGAGCUCGAGUCCUGGGACGAAAAGCUAUGCUUGGGUCAGGUUAUUUUUCAGGAUGAUGGAAGCUCAGCCAAGCUCGGUAGCGAAGCGAUCGCCAUUUCUGAGUAUGCCGAUGCAAGCUUUGAUGAUGAUAGUGAUGAACAAGACAGUCUCAGCACUGAGAGCUCCAGCUUGAAUGAUGAAGAGGACAUUGAGAAUCAAGGGCUAGGUUUUUUGGAAGCAUCUGCAUCUCUAAGAGGCAUUCAAACUGAAACUGCAGUAUUUGCGAAAUGGGAGCUUCAUACGAGGGGCAUUGCAUCAAAAAUGAUGGCCAAUAUGGGAUACCGUAAAGGGAUGGGAUUAGGUGCCUCAGGCCAAGGAACUUUAGAUCCAAUAUCUGUUAGAGUUCUUCCUUCGAGACGAUCACUUGAUCACGCACUCGUGUCAAAUGACAAUGAAGAAAAUAGCGUUGGCAGAGGUAAAAAACGGAGUAGAGGAGGUAGAAGAAAGCAGGAAAAGAAGAUUGCAGAAGCAGAACGAGCUGCUAAAGCUGAUGAUGAAGAGGAAACGGAUGUUUUUAGCUUUAUUAAUAAUCAGCUCACUGGACCAAAUGCUUCUUCCAGCAUCAAAGGGAGUAUAAUGAAGAGAAGGACUGGAGAUUCAGAAGGUAAGGCGAAGGCUGAGGACAGACGAUCAUUAGUUGCAUAUGAGGAAGAAAUGAAGGACUUGAGAAUUCGAGUGGAGAAGCUCGAAGAAAUGGUAAGCCGUAAUCGAAGGGACAAGGCGGUUUUUGAGGCUGCUUCAAGGAAGUUGAUCGAGACUCGCAAGGCCCUCGCGGAUGCUGAGGCUGUUCAUGUGUCGGCCUCCAAUGCUGUCAUGAGCAAGGAGAAAGAGAAGAGAUGGCUCAAAUUCUAAUGUUUUGAACCAAAAAAAAAAAAAAGCAAUUGAUAUGUACAUUUUAAAAGUAUGUAAGCUCAUAAAAUUAUAUUUUUAUUUGGUUUUCAAA
This is a messenger RNA of Dendrobium catenatum, 1661 nucleotides long. RefSeq names its product zinc finger CCCH domain-containing protein 18. The transcript is spliced from 4 exons. The record is from RefSeq and is a predicted model, not a curated record. Lineage: Eukaryota; Viridiplantae; Streptophyta; Magnoliopsida; Asparagales; Orchidaceae. Gene Ontology annotation, molecular function: metal ion binding; nucleic acid binding. Bases 47 to 1570 code for a protein of 507 amino acids.